AAAAGAUUAAAUAGGUUUGGUCCAACUUCUCAAAUCUUUUAAGCUUUUAAGAAAUGAUCUCUUAAGGUUUAAAGUUACCAACACCACCAGCACCACAUCUUAUCUGUUGAUUCAUUUCUUUUUUCGAUAAUGUUUAAACUGCUUUGAAUAAAUAUAUUAGUCAUCUCGGAACAAACAAAUAAAUCUAGUUUGUGAUGCGCAUAAACGGAUUUUGUGACAAGAUACAUUUUUAUCGAAACGUUUGGACUUCUGGUCUCAGUAUUUAAGCACUUUGAACUCUUUCAUGUUUUCAUUCUUGUGAACAACUUUCUGCCACCAAUAAAGCAGGCUUCAAUUUUUUCUUUGCAAACUUUUCUAGAUUAAUUUUCAGUGAAUUUGCCUUCAACCUUUUCAUUUUUUGUAGUUUAUUGUUGCCAUUUAUUAGUGUUUUUUGGUGAAAAUGUUAUUGAAUGAACUUCCAGAAGAGUGUUUGCUCCUCAUUUUUGGUUCGAUUAAUGAACUAAAAGAUUUAAUAAACUGCUACAAAGUCUGUAGUAAGUGGCACUUUUUAAUUGCGGAGAGAGCUAGAAAAGCCAAAUACUUGAUUGGCAAUACUUGGACAUAUGGCCAAAAAGAUUAUGCACUCAAUCGAGUUUAUUAUGCGCCAGAAGAAUGCAUCAACAGACCUUAUUUAUCAAAGUUGUUUGUCAAUUUAAAAAUUGUAGAUAUAUCCCCACCACCCGGUAACAUAAUAUCAUUUAAUGCGCCCACUUACCCAGUUUUGAAGCUGUUGAGAGAUGCAAAGCAUCUGAAAGGUCUAAUAGAUGAUCCUAGCAUGGACUAUUCAGAUAAACUUGCUCAUUUUCCAAAUCUGGAAAUGAUAACUAUCAAUUUCGAGUCCAUGGUUAAUUUUAAAGUUAAUGCCAAUGUUAAGCAGAUCUACAGUCAUAAAGGCCGAAUGUCGCCUUUUACUUGGCUGCCAGUCGUUUUCCCCAAUCUUGAAAGGCUACAUGCAUCUAUUAGUGAUGAAGCAGCUGCUCAAUAUGUUGGUAGCCAAUUGAGAAAUCUUAAAAUAAUUGAAUUGGAUCUGCGACCUCAUCAAAUGUCAAACCUUGUUUUUGGGUUUCAAUUUCUGGAUUCAUGCCCAGCGCUGGAGAGCGCGUAUAUUUACGCCCAGACUCUAAGCAUAAUUAUCGAUGAUUACACAAAAAAUAAAAACUUAAAAGAUUUGGUUUUGUCAUUUCAAUCUGAAAUCGAUUGGGAUCAACUACGGAUGUUAUUGUCCAAGUAUCCAAAUAUCAAGCACUUGGCGAUACGAUAUAACAAAACUUUGGAAGACCAACACGUUAUUCACAUUAUUUCAAGUUUACCGAAACUGGUGUUACUUGAUGUUCGUGGGUCUUAUAAAGUCACUAAAAAAGCUGCUGCUUUUGUUCGAAAUUAUUCUGAGCGAUAUGGACGUUCAAUCAAGUUCUAUUUUAGGAGAGAUGACGAAAAAAUUGCAAUUGAUUGGCCACAGUUUUCAACACGACUAGAAAGAGUUAGUUGUGGACUAAAUUUCAUGAAACAUUGUUUCCUCAAAGAAUUCCUUUACUUGCCGCGUUUCUUGGAUCCUAUGGAUGAUUAAAAAUAACAAAUAAAACAU
Molecule: messenger RNA, 1624 nt
Organism: Tetranychus urticae (two-spotted spider mite)
Lineage: Eukaryota; Metazoa; Arthropoda; Arachnida; Trombidiformes; Tetranychidae
Source: RefSeq, a predicted model, not a curated record